Molecule: messenger RNA, 1123 nt
Organism: Periconia digitata
Lineage: Eukaryota; Fungi; Ascomycota; Dothideomycetes; Pleosporales; Periconiaceae
Source: the annotation of a GenBank genome assembly
UUCACGCUUCUAUUUUGAACAUCAGACUUUCAAGAGGCCUGUCCAUCUUUCCCUCUCCCUACUCCAUCAUGUAUUUUCAGCAACGAAAGGGCAGUUGCCAGCGACAGCUCAUAAGUAAUCAAUUCGUCAAAGCUUAUGACAUCAUCUCCAUCACACUCCUGGCAUGCCUACUCUCUACAUUCACCUAUGCUGGUGACGACGCCACUUCGACUGCAUCCCAACUAUCCGAGCCCUUUGUCGACCAAACCACGGGGCUCGAAAUGGAGCGAUUCUUCGGCGCGCGAACAUCCUUCGGCUUCGGCUUCGCUCUCCCAGCGGCCAACACAACCUCUACAUCCUUCAUCGGCCAGAUGACGUUUCCACUGAAAGCCGGGCUCGGCUGGGGUGCCAUGGGUCUGACAGGAGAUAUGGAGGGCAACUUCAUACUCGCCGCAUGGCCCGACGGCAAGGGUGGAGUCAUGGCCUCGUUUCGACAGGCCACCGACGAAGACAACCCCCCCGAAGUCACCGGAUCCUUUGCCGUUCGUCCCAUCCCCGACGGAACCGUGGUGAACGCCACGAGCUUGAGUUACACGUUCCUCUGUGAGAACUGUCUUGACCCUACUCUGGGUCUGAGCCUCGAUACCACCGGAAAUGCGGUCAUGGGCUGGGCCCUUUCCGAAAAGGCUCCGCUUGGAGAUGCGACAGAUGUUGGGGCGCGUUUGGAUUUCCACGAGAGGGGCUUUGGUCCGUUCACGGCGAGGCUGGGGGCAGCCAAAUCCCAGAAGUUUGACGCAAUUGCUGCCACUGCUUUGGGGCCUGUUGCAGCUUCGAGUAAGGCCGUCGCCGCUGUGCCUGGCGCUGCUGGUGGAGAUAGUGAUGACGAUGAUGACGAUGACGAUGACGAUGACGAUAAGGAGACGAGUAGUGAAGGUGGGGAUGACAGUGAUGACGAGGAUGAUUAGUAGCUUAAGCAGGACAUUAAGCGUAGUAGUCCAGAAAGACCCUUUUUGCGAGCAGAUAUAUGAUCAUAGUAAACUAUUAUAACUGCACUCUCGCCUGUCUGCAUCUGAUCUGAUAGCUCGUCCAAAGUAAACUCUGGUCACUCGCUUUAUCCUCUCACCAUACUCUAAGCCAAAUCACC